Tripterygium wilfordii is the source of this 1594-nucleotide messenger RNA. Its product is annotated as B3 domain-containing protein At2g36080-like. The record is from RefSeq and is a predicted model, not a curated record. The transcript has 3 exons. Lineage: Eukaryota; Viridiplantae; Streptophyta; Magnoliopsida; Celastrales; Celastraceae. Gene Ontology annotation, molecular function: DNA binding; DNA-binding transcription factor activity. The coding region runs from base 145 to 987 and encodes 280 amino acids.
CUCACACACACCCCACACGCUCUAUCAUUGUCAUAUCUCGCUAGCUACAUCCAAUAGUAGUCCACGGUUUCCACAUCAAUCCCAUAAUCAUAUCACACACACACCCACCCCUCUUCCCUUCUCCUCCACAGUCCACAAACCAAAAUGUCCAUAAAUCACUUCUCCACUGACCUUCCAAAGACAUUCUGCUUUUCACAACAACAGCAAAACAAGCCUAUCAUGGACUCCUCCUCUCCUUCUAAAUUACCACACAAUAGUACUCCUAAUUGGGCCGCCCAAUUUUACGACCAGCCCCAACCCUGGUUCAAUCUAAAUCAAGAAGACGAAGAAGAGGCAACGGACGCGAACAGCGAAAUCCAAACAUCAAACCGCGGCGAAGGGGCGGUUGCGGUUGUUGAGAAGGAAGCGAUGUUCGAGAAACCGUUGACACCGAGCGACGUGGGCAAGCUGAACCGACUGGUGAUUCCCAAGCAACACGCGGAGAAUUAUUUCCCACUCGGAGAUGGUGACUCGGUUGAGAAAGGUUUGCUACUGAGUUUCGAGGACGAGUCAGGCAAGUUUUGGAGGUUCAGGUACUCGUAUUGGAACAGCAGUCAAAGCUACGUGUUGACUAAAGGCUGGAGUCGGUACGUGAAGGAGAAGAAACUAGAUGCUGGCGACGUCGUUUUUUUCGAACGGCAACGCACCGACACUGACAGGUUGUUUAUUGGGUGGAGGCGGCGUGGUGGUGGUGAUGAUCAUGAUGUGCACGGUAGUACUAGUCAUGGGUGGAGUAGCAGAGGAUCUUAUUUAGGGCAAUCUUAUCCUCCUACGCAUCAUCAUGGUCUUCAUGUUGCGCCAUAUCAACCUCACCGUAAUCAUGAACCUGGACCAGGGACUAUUGGGCAGAACCAAACACCGGCGGUGGUGAACUCAAAGAGGCAGGUGAGGCUGUUUGGGGUUAACCUAGAGUGCGAGCCUGACGAGCCAGGAGGUUCAAGCCCAUAGUGAUUCCUCUCCAAAUCUUCUCAAUUACAUGGAUAUCACUUUCUUCCCAGAUGAUAAGAUCUGAUGAUGUGACGUCCUGGAUUUGACUUCAAAUUAAAAACCCACUUCCAAAAAAAAAAUAUAUUUAAAAAACAAAAUCCCUGAUUUUCAGUUCCCCCACAACUUUAAAAUGUUUUAAAAAAAAAAUAGUAGAAGAAAGGGGAAGCAAAUUGGAGGUUGAAGUGGGAAGGUAUAGAGAGCACAGAAGGAAAGGGAUGGAAAGUGGGACCCAAGUGACGUCAGCACAUGAGACUUUUAAGAUGUUGGAAAAUUUUCUGAAAGGAAUCUAUUUGCUGCCCCUGUUGAGAUUCUCCUCUCCCUGAAGAUUUUCCAUAAUAAUGGUUCUUUUGUAGUGGUGGUGGGGGAGUUGGUGUACUGUUGAAUAGAUGGAUGAUAUAUGUAUGACAGCCCAAAGAGUAGUAGUAGUAGUAGUAGUAGUAGUAUUAGCCCACUCCUCCCUCCACUCCACUCCACAUUUACCUAAUAACCUUUGUCCAUAUGUAGCCAAUCUGAUUUUGAUGCUCCACUUUCCCCUGCAGUGAAAGGAAAAAGCAGCUUGAAGCUUCAG